AUGUCGAGCCGCUCAGACGAUUCGUUGGACUCGCUUUUUCAUUACGAGCCGAGCCGCGUAGAUGCCGAGGCGAGAAGUUCAACAGAAUCCUCCGAGGCGUCUGUUUCGCCGAACCCUUCCAAUCGUUCAUCUGACGAGGCGUCGAAUGACGCGAAUCCAUCAAACGAGGGUCCUGCAGAUGACGAGCCGUUGGCUUCGACGAGCCGUCCCCAGGACCCGGUUUCUGAUGAAGGUGUUAAUCGCGCCAUAGUAAAAGCCGAGGAGGAAGCAUUUCCCUUUGAUCUACUCGAGGCGAAGUACGAGUUGGAACGUCUCAUGGCGUCCCGAGGCGCUUCCACAUCUGGGCAAGGACCACGAGUUAAAAGACAAAAGCCCGAUUCGCCUGGCUCUACGCUUUCUUCCCUUGAGUCGCUCGAGGCGUUGAGGCAUCGCUUCGGGAUAUCCGAGGCGGUGGAGUUUGUCGUUCCCGAGAAGAGCGACCGUGCCGACAAGCCUCCGGAGAAUCACUUCACUCUGUACGAGGCGUUCUUCGAGCUUUGCUUUCUCUGGUUCCCGAUCCCCGGAGUGAUCCUUGAAUACCUUUGGAAACACGGGAUCUCGAUUGGGCAGAUUAUGCCGAGGGGAUUACGGCAUAUGAUCGGCAUUUUGGUCCGAAGCUUCGAAUGCGGUCUGGACAUCGAGCUGAAUCACCUGCUGAACUUGCUGGAAAUCAGGAAAGCUCCGAAAGGAAAUAGGUUCUAUAUUUCCAAUAAGCCGAAGCGACGGAUUAUUGGCGGUUUUCCCAGCAAGGAUCAGUUUUGGACUGAACGCUUCUUCUACGUCUUGGUGAACGAGGCGUCGGUCGGCGAAGAUUACUUCGGUGCUAUCUUCCCCCGAUUCCCGAUGACCUCCUUACUGUUUGAGACUCUCUCGGCGCGAAAGGUUAAUUGGAGAAAAACUUUCACCCUCGAAAGAGUAGAAAAAGCGCGAGCCAUCCUUGCCGGAGUCCCUGUCAGUUCUUUGUCCUCAAGUUCUUCGAGAGAUACCCGGGAGAAGAUGGUGGUGAUCGCCCUUAGAGAAAUGAAGAGGCGCGAGGAAGAGGAAGCCGCUAGACGUGCUGCCGAGGCGGCUCGCGCACAAACCGAGGCGGUUCCGGCGCAAGCCGAGGCGGUCCCAGUGCAAACCGAGGCCGUCUUUUAA
This is a messenger RNA of Eutrema salsugineum, 1179 nucleotides long. RefSeq lists its product as uncharacterized. The coding region runs from base 1 to 1179 and encodes 392 amino acids. The transcript has 2 exons. NCBI's taxonomy places the organism in Eukaryota, Viridiplantae, Streptophyta, Magnoliopsida, Brassicales, Brassicaceae. The record is from RefSeq and is a predicted model, not a curated record.